UCAUCGGACUUUUAUCAUCGUUGGUUGUCUACCGUCUCCAAAUACUUUCGAACGCGCGGGAGUAUCCUUUUUUUUCCAGGAUCUUGAUUAUAUUUUAAGAAUAUAGAGCAAGCUGUGUGUAGGUUAGGGAUAUCACCUAACCCCAUAAAGUGAUAGAAAGACAUUUCAUUGGAGUCAUUUUGUGUCGUCUGUUAUCUUCUCUAUGAUGUGAAACUCCUAAAAAAAAAAAAAAAAUCAUAAUAAGGACGAAAAUCUAAUAAUAAAAAAAAUUCGUCCUUCCUACGCAUUUUUCAUUAUUUUUUUUCUUCCAAACACACAAAAAUACCGAUACUACUUUUUUUUGUAUUGUGUUGUUGUUGUGUCUUGUGCUUAUUUCGCGACUUUUUCUAUGUUUGUCGUCAAAAAAAAAAAAUAUAAUCAAAUUUUCCUCCUUUGUGAUAAUUGAAAAAUGUGCGUCGUAUCCUUGAGGGAAUAAUUUAUAUAAAAAAAAGACAAUUUUCUGUGUGUGUGUUUAUUUUCUUCCUUUUUUUUGUCUUGUUGGUUUUUGAAUGAAAAUAACUUUGUUGUCUGCCGCCUGAAGAAAACGACGACAAAUCCGGUAUCCAGUGCGAGAGAGAGUCGCCUUAUAAUUUUGGAUAAGAAAAUCAUCAUCAUCAUCAUCAUUGUAGUCAUUGUCAUCAAAAAAGGACUCUGUGUGCAGCUGAAAAGGAUUAUGAUUUAAGAAGAGAUCAAUUACCAAUGCAAAUCAGCAAUGAAAUUGCUGAUGACAUGGCCAUGGAGGUGCCGUCGCUCUACAGUUGGAAAAUGCUUUCUCAUAUAUUUAGCAUGGAUUUUCAAAUUACUCGUCGUUACCAUACGAGUUGAGAAUGUUGGAGCUUUGAAGGAUAUCGUUCGUAUUGCAGAUGGUAGUUCAGUGGGCAGAGAUGCCAUUGAACAAUCUCUGGUAACAAUACAUGAUAUUUCAACAGAAAAUCUAGGGACACUUUGCAUUUCAACACUAUUCCGACCGUUGCAAGUGCCCUUGAACUCAGAGCGAUAUGAGAGCUCACGACAGAAGGCGGAUUUGGCAGCCUCUAUUCUUCAGGAAGUGGGAAUUAUUCGUCAUGGAGGCCUGUCAGAUGCCUUAUCCAAAGGCUUACUCACUGACGAAUACAUAACUGGUGCAAGAAUUAUCGCCUUAAAUAUGACCAAUGGAGCUGUGCAGUCGUAUGUCUGGUGGACGAAGAAUGUAGACAAUAAUGCUGGAGAAUAUACACGUUAUCAAGAAGAUGGACUGCAAAUUGGAAAGAAGCCAGUUUCAAGCUAUCCAUGGUACGAUGACGAAACAUCAAGUUUAACAUUACAUUCGCCAAAAUUCGCUAAAAGCCCACCAAAUAUUUACUACAAAGGCUGGUGGACAUUCCCCUAUUUGUCAUGCAACCUCGGCAAAUGGAUACUCUCCUAUAGCAUAGCCAUACCACCAGUCGGUCGACAUGGACUAAGAGGUUUUAUCAGCAUCGACAUUGAUGUGACAAGUUUGCGUGUGAAUCAAUGCGAAUCGCCUAAAUAUCGAUUCAACUACCAGCAAAUACAGUCGCGCCGAUUCCAUUUAGUCGAUACCCAAAUGACUGAGUCCAUAAGUGACAUUCAAGCAUUUCACGGAUCCCAUAAAUGCCAUCCUGACACAAUGGAGGUAAGAGUGUGUCAAAGUUUUUUUGUGAUUUAUACAGCUUCUCCAUUUUUUUUUUUUAUGAUAAAUCUUUAUUUUUCGGAACAGUGCCAAUAUCGUAUACCUGUGGAAUCGCCGACAAUAACAAAUAAAAUCAUCGCUACCCCUAAUGGAUGGACGCGUGGCUCUUACCAAUGUUUGUGCAGACGUGGUUUCUAUUCGGUGAGGCAUCCAGACGGCUUUAAUGGCACUGUUAUGGAAAUUGCCUGGCAGGAGCAACGUGACAAUAUGAGCAAUUAUUAUACGGAUGUCUUUGUAUGUUAUAAAUGUGCACCCGGGUGUGGGGAUUGCCACGGGCCCGAACCCUGUUUGGCCAGCUAUAACUGGCCAUUUAGGAUAUCGUUGUUGACCGUUUCGGUUGGUUGCGCUCUAUCGACUAUUGUGCUGGCGGGUUAUUUAUUCCAUCACCGGAAAGUGAAGGUAUUCAAAGUUGCCAGCCCCAUAUUUUUGCUGAUAACGUUGAUUGGAUGUGCCAUUAUGUACAUGGAGAUGGCAGCGAUAUUUCCAAUACUCGAUACUUACUGGUGUGUUGCCACAAAAUGGACUCGACACAUGGGUUUCUGCAUAACAUACACUUCAUUACUAAUGAAAACAUGGAGAGUGUCCUUGACAUAUCGAGUGAAGUCAGCUCACAAAGUCAAACUAACCGAUCAGCAGCUUCUUCAAUGGAUGGUUCCUAUACUUUUGGUGAUGUUAAUUUAUUUAGGAACUUGGACUAUUUCUGCGACUCCAUUUGCAGAAGUUAUUCACGACCAGGAUAAAUUAAAAUUCAAACAAUGUUCGUACAAUUGGUGGGACCACAGCUUGGCAAUCGGUGAAGUUUUGUUUUUGGCUUGGGGCAUUCGAGUUUGUUAUAACGUACGGAAUGCAGAAUCCUUGUACAAUGAAGCCCGUUUAAUAUCGUACGCCAUUUACAACAUUGCUAUUGUCAAUAUAACAAUGAUAGCUUUUCACCUCUUCAUAUUCCCCCAAGCUGGUCCGGACAUAAAGUACCUCCUGGGGUUCAUUCGCACACAGUUGUCCACAACUGUCACUGUCGUCUUGGUUUUCGGUCCGAAAAUAUCUCGUGUUUUCAAAGGACAAGGAGACCAAUGGGACAAUAAGGCUCGAGUUCGUAGCAUUACAGCAUCAUUCUCUCUCAAUGGUGUUGGUUUAGUGCCUGAAGAAUCACCCGACUUGUAUCAGGAGAACGAGGAGCUAAAGGAACAAAUCCAAAAGCUUGCUCAUCAAAUAGAAUUUAUGAAGACUGUCCACAUGCAAAUGAAUAACCGUCAUUUGAAACCAAAGCCCGGCGGCUAUUUUACAAUCACGUCAACUUCAUUUCAAGCCCCAUUUACAAAAACACCCGUCUUGACAGCCCAGACACAAACGUCAAAAGGUUCAUCUAGCCACCAUCAGCAGCGCCACCAGCAACACCAUCAGUCUCCUGUCCAGCCACCGAUUAGUAGCUGCAUAAGUGAUGAUGGUAUUAGUGGCACGAACAGCAGUAUUGGCGCCAAUUCAAUUGGAUUUGCAGCCGCCCCAAGUAUACAAACGCCACAAAUACACAGUGUCAAGGAGAAAGUUUGACGAGACGACCGAAGUGGAAAAGAUUGCUCAAUUGAAUUUAACC
Messenger RNA from Episyrphus balteatus (marmalade hoverfly), 3320 nucleotides. RefSeq names its product probable G-protein coupled receptor CG31760. Bases 752 to 3277 code for a protein of 841 amino acids. Gene Ontology annotation, biological process: G protein-coupled receptor signaling pathway. The transcript has 12 exons. The record is from RefSeq and is a predicted model, not a curated record. Gene Ontology annotation, molecular function: G protein-coupled receptor activity. Lineage: Eukaryota; Metazoa; Arthropoda; Insecta; Diptera; Syrphidae. Gene Ontology annotation, cellular component: membrane.